This is a messenger RNA of Podospora anserina S mat+, 1458 nucleotides long. RefSeq lists its product as uncharacterized. The transcript is spliced from 4 exons. Gene Ontology annotation, biological process: transmembrane transport. Gene Ontology annotation, cellular component: membrane. Gene Ontology annotation, molecular function: transmembrane transporter activity. The coding region runs from base 1 to 1458 and encodes 485 amino acids. NCBI's taxonomy places the organism in Eukaryota, Fungi, Ascomycota, Sordariomycetes, Sordariales, Podosporaceae. The record is from RefSeq and is a predicted model, not a curated record.
AUGACCUCACUAUCUGCUGUCAUUGUUCGACCGGACCCAGAUGCCGGACUGUCCGAAUCCGAAAGAGCUGCCGUGGACCGCAAAUUGGUCCGUCGCCUAGACCUCGUCCUCCUGCCGUGGCUCUGUUUCCUCUACCUUCUUGCCUUUUUGGACCGCACCAACAUUGGAAAUGCCAAGAUUGACAACAUGACGAACGAUAUUAUCAUGUCUAACCUCGGUUACAGUGCUGCGUUGAUGAUCUUUUUUGUGGCAUACUCGGCUUUCGAGCCCGUUGCAAAUGUUCUGCUCAAGCGGAUGCGUCCCUCAAUAUUCUUGCCCCUGAUCAUGGUCGGCUGGGGUGGUUGCAUGACCGCCAUGGGCCUUGUGAAGAACUGGAGCGGGCUCAUGGCAGCUCGAUUCUUCUUGGGCGUUUUUGAGUCGGGGUUGUUUCCCGGUGUCAAUUACUUCAUCUCCUGUUGGUACCGGCGGGAUGAGUUUGCCCUACGUGCUGCGCUUUUCUUUUCAUUCGCCGCCCUCGCCGGGUCGUUUGGCGGUCUCCUCGCGGCGGCGAUUUCAACGAUGGACGGUAUCGGCGGCUUCGCUGGCUGGCGCUGGAUCUUCAUCCUCGAAGGCGCCCUCACCAUUGUUGUUGCCAUCGCCUCAUUUUGGAUGGUGCAGGACUUUCCUGACACGGCAGAGUUUCUCUCGGAAGCCGAUCAAGAGCGCGUCCUCCGCAGGCUGGACCGGGACAAGCAAAGCUCGGCCCAUCACGAAAACUUCAAGAUGCUCUACGUUUGGCAAGCCCUCAAGGACACGAAGACCUACCUUGCUAUGGUGGUGUACAUGGGCCCCAUGAUGCCGCUUUAUAGUCUCAGUCUGUUCCUCCCUACAAUUAUCUCGAACCUAUCAUUUACCGACCCUUCCCAGAUCAUCAAGAACCAGCUGCUCAGCGUCCCACCUUAUGCUGUUGCAGCUUUGGUGACUAUUGUGGUCAGCGUGUUCAGCGAUAGACACCGCAAACGCGGUAUUUACAACAUGGGCCUCGCCUGCGUUGGCAUCUCUGGCUUCAUCCUCCUCGUUGCCUCCUCCAAUCCAAUUGUUCAGUACCUGGGGGCCUUUUUUGGCGCUGUCGGCAUCUAUGCUAGCAUACCACUCACCAUUGCGUGGGUGGCCAACAACACGGAGGGAUCCUACAAACGCGGCAUUGUUUUGGGAUUGGUGAUCGGGUGGGGAAACCUCAACGGACUUGUAUCUUGUAAUCUGUGGUUCGGUGCUCCACGUUUCCUUGCCGGCCACAUUACCGUGAUCGCGUAUAUGGCACUGUUUCUGGGUGGUGGAAGCUACAUACUCUGCCGGUAUUUGUACUUUCAGAAUCUCGACCGAAAGCAGGGACUCCUUGAUCAUCGCCUGACGGGUUUGACGAAGGCGGAGAUUGGGGAUUUGGGUGACGCCAACCCGGAGUUCCUUUACACCUUGUAG